AUGGAUUAUUUCCUUCGCUAUCGCAGGAUGACUGUCCCGAAAAGAUAUGCCGAAUUCGUUGCACUGAUUGCAAUCUCGUGCACACUGUUCCUGUUCCUGCACACCCAGAGCUUGACGUCGCGGUUGCGCGAAAUGGAGGAUCGGCUCCAACCUCCGUCCUCGUUGUCGGCCGCCAGUGGUUUGAGUGGUAAUUCAAUUAGCCAAGUUUCGGCCGGAGCUAACCAAAGCCAUCAUCCGGAUGAGCACCAUCACCACGAGCUGAUUGGCAAUCUGCAUCAUACGUACAACUAUCUCAAAAGCACCGGACAGAUGCAGAGCCUCAAAGCGAUGGAACUAAACAAUACGCGCCGAUCAGAGGUUCCGAUUAUCUUCUUCAACCGGGUGCCGAAGGUUGGCAGCCAAACGUUCAUGGAGCUGCUGCGUCGAUUGGCGGUGCGCAACGAUUACACCUUCCACCGGGAUGUGGUCCAGCGGCUGGAGGUGAUCCGGCUGUCACCCGAGCGGCAACAGGAACUGGCCGAAAUGGUGAUGGAUCUGCCGGUGCCGUCCGUGUACGUGAAGCAUGUCUGCUACACGAACUUCACUCGCUUCGGUCUUCCGAUGCCGAUCUACGUUAAUAUGGUUCGCGAUCCGGUCGAGCGCAUCAUCAGCUGGUACUACUACGUGCGUGCGCCCUGGUACUACGUCGAACGGAAGCAAGCGUUUCCCGAUCUGCCACUGCCAGAUCCACGCUGGCUGAAGAAAGAUUUUGAAACCUGCGUCCUGCAGGGCGAUCCAGAAUGCACCUAUUCGCAGAAUGCCGUCCACGAGGGCAUCGGAGAUCAUCGUCGACAGACGCUAUUUUUCUGCGGACACGGCGAAGAAUGUCUUCCCUUCAACAGUGCCGGAGCACUGGAACGCGCCAAGUAUGCCGUCGAAAGCCAGUACGCGGUGGUUGGUGUGCUGGAAGACCUGAACACCACGCUCACCGUGCUGGAGAAGUAUGUUCCGCGCUUCUUUACCGGCGCCAGCUCCGUCUACUUUAACGAGGUGAACGUACUGCAAAAGAUCAACAAAAACAGCUUCAAACCGCCGGUCAGCGAGGAGAUAAAGGAUCUUGUCCGACGAAACUUUACGAAGGAGAUCGAAUUCUACCAGUUCUGCAAGCAGCGGCUCUAUAAGCAGUACCUUGCCACGCAGCUACCACUCAAAUAA
This is a messenger RNA of Anopheles marshallii, 1194 nucleotides long. It is a transcript of the gene pip, whose product is annotated as heparan sulfate 2-O-sulfotransferase pipe. The record is from RefSeq and is a predicted model, not a curated record. Gene Ontology annotation, cellular component: membrane. Bases 1 to 1194 code for a protein of 397 amino acids. The transcript has 5 exons. Lineage: Eukaryota; Metazoa; Arthropoda; Insecta; Diptera; Culicidae. Gene Ontology annotation, molecular function: sulfotransferase activity.